AUGUACAGUGACAAUGCCACUACCUUCGUGGGCGCAGCAGAGGUCCUAGAGAAAAUCUACCACCGAACAUCCAGAGAAAAUCAGCAGGUUCAGGCUGCUCUCGCCACCAAUGGGACUCAAUGGAGCUUUUCACCACCACGAGCACCCGGUUUUGGAGGCAAGUGGGAAGCAGCCGUGAAAUCAACAAAAUAUCACCUUAGAAGAGUCUUGGGGACAACAACACUCACAUUUGAGGAACUCAACAGUGUCGUGAUCCAGAUAGAGGCCUGCCUAAAUUCCAGGCCAAUCUGUCCCAUGUCAGAUGAUCCAGAUGAUCUCCAAGUACUCACCCCAGGACACUUCCUGAUAGGUGAGCCUCUUCAACUGAUUCCAGAGCCAUCAAUCAUCGACAAGAACCCCAGCAAACUGCAGAGAUGGAACCUGGUAACGCAGCUAACUCAACAAUUCUGGUCCAGGUGGGCCAAAGAGUGUCUUCAACGAUAUCAGGCAAUCUAA
This is a messenger RNA of Diachasma alloeum, 495 nucleotides long. RefSeq lists its product as uncharacterized. The coding region runs from base 1 to 495 and encodes 164 amino acids. NCBI's taxonomy places the organism in Eukaryota, Metazoa, Arthropoda, Insecta, Hymenoptera, Braconidae. Gene Ontology annotation, biological process: DNA integration. The transcript has a single exon. The record is from RefSeq and is a predicted model, not a curated record. Gene Ontology annotation, molecular function: nucleic acid binding.